Messenger RNA from Tyto alba (common barn owl), 2892 nucleotides. RefSeq names its product probable 2-ketogluconate reductase. The record is from RefSeq and is a predicted model, not a curated record. The transcript is spliced from 6 exons. Gene Ontology annotation, molecular function: glyoxylate reductase (NADPH) activity; NAD binding; hydroxypyruvate reductase [NAD(P)H] activity. Gene Ontology annotation, cellular component: cytosol. The coding region runs from base 826 to 1821 and encodes 331 amino acids. NCBI's taxonomy places the organism in Eukaryota, Metazoa, Chordata, Aves, Strigiformes, Tytonidae.
CGGUCCAUUAUUUCAAUGAAUACCUGUGUUCUGUUCCCAGUACUUGACGCUACAUAAUGAUAAGCAAGUAUACCAAGCAGUUUGUGUAACACACUCAAAUAUGUUAAAGGUGAAUUGAGCAUUAAUUCCCUGCAGAAAUUUGGCUGCAUCCUGAAACACUUUUCAGCUAAUAUUGCAAUAUUUUAUUUGUAUAUCAAAACACUGAAGAAAAUGGACUCCUUUGAAAUGAUCGUAGGCCUAAGGUUUUCUAAUGUAAGAAGAGCUCUGUUUCACCUACAUGUUAAAUCAAAGCAAAUCCAAUCAUUGAAAAAGUAUCUUUGAUUUUCCUGAGGGGAUCCUUUGAAAAUCAAAGCAAAUUCCAAGAGAUUUCAUUCCUCCAUGCAGACAAAAAUGAUGCUUUUAUCUUGACUGGCCAUGAAACAAUAUUAGAUCUACCACUGAAAUCACGUGAGUGAGGGCACAGGCUAAAGCAAAAUUAGUGAUCAGUCCUAACUUGCAGCCCAGGGCCAAGUAUUUUCUUACAUGUUCUUUUCUAUGAGCAAGCAAGAAAGUCAAAAAAUUCAGUAAAAUAUUUGCCACCUCCAUAACAUCAGGAAGCCUUUCCAGUGUUUUGCAAUAUGAUCAGGCUUCUUGAAGGGAUGUUAAAAUGAAGUUUUAGCACAGAAGGUGUAGGCAGGCCAAGAGUUAGACAUUCAGCUGCAAAUAGUGAAAUGUUACUAACAGCAAGAAUUGCAGUAACAAGACAACAUCAAUAGGGGAUUCCAAGAUCUUCAGCCCUUCAACAGCUCUCCUCGCAGCUCUUCCCGGAGUUCCUAUGGAAAAUCAAUGGUAGCUAUGAUGGGAGGAGGAGAGCUACCCGGGCUUUUGGUAAAUGAAAUUGGUGGCAUACAUGGGAUACUGCAUGGCCACGUAGCACUCCUGAAGAAACAUUUCAGCCUCAUCACCAUGAAGGAAUUUCUUGAAAACAGAAAGCAUAUGAGUGAAAAGGUCCAAGCGAUCUAUCUGUGGUGGCACAAACCAUCCAUCGACCGGGAGCUCCUCCAGAGCCUGCCAAACUUGAAAGUGAUUGCGAAUUCAGGAGUAGGGAUGGAUCACCUGGAUCUGAAACUUGUAGCUAGCUUUGGUGUGAAGAUGGCUAAUGCUCCACGUGCUGUUUCCAGCAGCACGGCAGAUACGGGGAUGGCUUUGCUGCUGGCAUCUGCUAGAAGACUAGUGGAAGGCUAUCAUGCUGCAGUUUCAGGUAUGGAGUACCGUGAAGCUGAUUUCUUGGGAGUUGAAGUUACUGGAGCUACUCUGGGUAUCAUUGGCAUGGGCAGCAUUGGGUAUAAGAUUGCUCUGAGAGCCAAAGCGUUUGAAAUGAACAUUUUGUACCACAACAAGACACAGAGGAAAGAGCAAGAGGAGCAAGCUGUCGGCGCCGCUUACUGCGAAAAGCUGGACAGCUUGCUCCAGCGGGCAGAUUUUGUGAUGGUGGUGGUGAGCCUGACACCUCAGACGCACAAGCUGAUUGGGAAAAGAGAGAUGGAGCUGAUGAAGCCCACGGCUACUCUCAUUAACAUCAGCAGAGGUGCCGUAGUUGACCAAGAGGCGCUGGUGACAGCUCUGCAGAGCGGUGUUAUCAGGGCCGCAGCUUUGGAUGUCACCUACCCGGAGCCACUGCCCAGAGAUCAUCCAUUGUUAAAAUUAAAGAAUGUCAUUAUAACACCACACCUUGGCAUCAAAACAGACAAGGCCACCUCCAUGAUAACAGAGGAAGCAGUUGAAAACAUACUAGCGGCUCUUCAUGGUCUCCCCAUACCCAGUGAAGUGCUGCCUAGCUGAUGUGCAAAAGGGUAUCACAGCUCUCUUUUUAUUCUUCUCUUUCCCCCCAUCAGCUCUAAAGGUAUUUAUUCUUAUGUUUUCCCCAUAAGGAGAAACUUAUUCCAAGUGGACACGGGAAGCUCUAACCUGGUCUCACACGUCACUAAAAAACAGCUUUUACAUUUUAAUUUCCUUGCAAAUUGGACAAAUACAUUACUUUUCACUUCCAACCGUAGAUAGAUACAUGCAAGCUUUAAGUGGCUCUGGGAAAAAAACAACUUCUGAUUGCCAAUGCACUUCUCACUAGGCUCCCUAGUCCGAAAGAGAUGUCGUUUUAGAUUACAUAAUUCACUUUAUUCCCACUCUAUUCGCUGUCAAAAACAACAAAGUAAGCUACCUGGCUAGAAAUAUUACUGACUUUCCAUAUGGAAGUCUCCAUUUAAGCUAGCUCCUGAGACACAAAACGCUGGGGCAAAAGUCAGUUUUCAUAAAUAAACUCAGAAUCACUUAUUUAAAGCAGACUGGAUUUUAGAAGAUAGAGUACUAGCACUAAGGAAAAUUAAUCUGCAAGAUGAACAUGGCACUAUGUAAUGCCAAAUUUAUGUGUAGUCUACCUCCAGAUUCUCAACUUUGUGCAAAUAUUUGGAAGCCUCCAUCACCAUUCUGUAAAUUAGUGGGAACACAAAAAGCCUGUGAAAACACAUGCAGCAUUGAAACCCAAAUCUAUACAUUUUCUUUUGUAUCACUGCUUCUGGACAUUUGUAAGAAUAAUUAUAUUUGAAACACGAUAUAACAGGGAGCUUCACUACUGUAAAGAGAAGAAAAUACUUUGACAAAUUGGUUUUGUUACUGCAAUAAUUAUUAUUACAGAAAAAAAGUCAAAAUCCCAUGGCUUUCCUCCACUACAAAUAGCACCUAUAUUACAAUUAGUCAUUCAAAUUCCACAGGAAGAAGAUCUCUUUAAAUAGAAGAAUGCUCAUCCACCUCACUAAAUCUUUGUAGGAAACAGUUUGCCAUCCUCUCAGUUGUCUUUAUAUACUCUCUGUUCUCUUAACACAAGUCCAAAAGCUAAAUAAACCAAUACACAACUCA